AUUUUGAAGUUAAAAAAACUAAAAUUUACGAAAUUUCCUAUAAUUGAAGGACAUGGCAUGGGAAUUUGUCUAGGAAGAUAAAACAAAAACGUGCGGUUUAUGGUUUCAUAUGAGGUUGAAGACACCCAUGAAUGACUAUCAUAUCAUAUCAUCACCUCUAUAUAAAUCUGCCCACUACACCCUUAGAACUCUCAAGAAUCCUUUAAACUUUGCCAAUAAUUCCAGUUCUCAAAAUCCACAGCAAUGGGGAAUUGCUUACCUUCACAAAACGAACCCCAAACACGCCCCAUUGAUUCCGCUUUCAAGCUUCCUUCCCCGUUGCCCACCUGGCCUUCAUCAUCAGGCGGUGAAUUUGGGAGUGGAUAUAUUGAUCUGGGAGGGCUCCAUGUCUGCCAGAUUUCAGCUUUCAAGAAGGUUUGGGUAACGUACGAAGGAGGGCCCGACAACCUCGGAGCGACAAUCUUUGAGCCGUCGUCCAUCCCUGACGGUUUUUCCGUUCUGGGUUACUACGGGCAGCCCAACAACCAGCCGCUUUUCGGUUGGGUUCUGGUCGGAAAGGACAACAGUACCGGCGCCGACAUUCUAAAGCCGCCGAGUGAUUACACUCUUGUAUGGAGCAGUGAGGCUCUGAAAAUCAACCAAACUACCCCUGCAUAUAUCUGGCUACCUGUUCCGCCGGAGGGGUACAAGGCAGUCGGCCACGUCGUCACCACGUCGCCGGAAAAGCCCCCGGCGGACAAAAUCCGGUGCGUCCGGGAAGAUUUCACCGACAACUGUGAGGUUGAAAGCUGGGUUUGGGGACUGGGGAGCUCGAGUGACCCAAACGGCUUUAAUGUCAACAGUUUGAGACCAAGCAAUAGAGACAUAGAAGCCCAAGGCGUCCCUGUCGGGACAUUUGCGGCUAAUAUCGACGGCUCAGCCGCCAUAUCUUUAUCUUGUCUGAAAAACAACAAUUUUACUACGUUUUCUUCCAUGCCUAACCUCGCCCAAAUCGAAGCAUUGUUCCGAGAAUAUUCUCCGGUGGUUUAUUUCCACCCAGAAGAAACGUACCUAACGUCUUCCGUCAACUGGUAUUUUGCCAGCGGGGCAUUGCUGUACACGCAAGGAGACGAGUCUAACCCCGUCGCCGUUAACCCUGACGGCGAAAACCUCCCGCAGGGCGGGUCAAACGACGGGACGUACUGGCUGGACCUGCCGGUGGAUGAAACGGCGAAGGAGACGGUGAAGAAAGGAGAUUUGAAGAGUACGGAGGUUUAUCUCCACGUGAAACCCAUGCUGGGUGGAACGUUCACCGACAUAGUGGUUUGGUUGUUUUAUCCGUUCAACGGUCCGGCGACGGCGAAGCUUGGGAUACUCAACAUACCGCUAGGCCGCACCGGGGAACACAUCGGCGACUGGGAGCAUCUGACUCUAAGAAUCAGCAACUUCACCGGAGUUCUGUACAGAAUGUACUUCUCUGCCCACAGUAGCGGCGCGUGGGUGGACACCCGGGACCUGGAGUUCAGCGACGGCGGCAACAAGCCGGUGGCGUACGCGUCGCGGAACGGGCACGCGAAUUAUUCGGCGCCGGGGGUGGUUUUGCAAGGGCCCAACGACGAGAUCGGGAUAAGGAACGACACUGCGAAGAGUAACUUGGUUUUGGAGUGUGGGGCGAAGUAUUCGGUGGUGGCGGCGCCGGAGAGUGUGGUUGAGCCGGCGUGGCUGAACUAUAGAAGGAAGUGGGGGCCGCACAUUACGUAUGAGCUUAAAGAGGAAGUGGAGAAGGUGGAGGGGAUAUUGACGGGGGGCGUGAAAGAUCUGUUUCAGAGUCUGGUGAAUAUACUGCCCAAUGAAUUGUUUGAAGAAGACGGCCCGACUGGCCCCAAGGAGAAGAAUUUCUGGGCCGGUGAUGAGAGGUAGGUAGCUGCCGUGAGUGAAUUGAAUGUCUUCAAAUGCUGUCAUGUCUGCAAUAUAAUAGUUUUACUGCUGUAUGUAUGUGUCUGUGUGUAUCAUAUGCUAGUUUCCAUAUUCACCUCCUUUCCCACAUUAUGGUUUACUUCAUUUUCCAGAUACCCGGAGUGGAAAGAAAUGUGGUCGAAACUAGAGUUUCCUAUCGGAAAUCAGCCAUUUCCGACCAUUUUGUGGUGGUCGGAAAAUCAAACAUUUCUAGCCGUACUUCAA
Molecule: messenger RNA, 2160 nt
Organism: Ipomoea nil (Japanese morning glory)
Lineage: Eukaryota; Viridiplantae; Streptophyta; Magnoliopsida; Solanales; Convolvulaceae
Exons: 3
Coding region: 244-1899 (551 amino acids)
Source: RefSeq, a predicted model, not a curated record